This is a messenger RNA of Leptopilina heterotoma, 1984 nucleotides long. RefSeq names its product alkaline phosphatase-like. Gene Ontology annotation, molecular function: alkaline phosphatase activity. The transcript is spliced from 8 exons. NCBI's taxonomy places the organism in Eukaryota, Metazoa, Arthropoda, Insecta, Hymenoptera, Figitidae. The record is from RefSeq and is a predicted model, not a curated record. The coding region runs from base 235 to 1854 and encodes 539 amino acids. Gene Ontology annotation, biological process: dephosphorylation.
UUAGGAAAAGGAAGGAAAAUUGUUUUUAGAAUGUAAUCGACAAUCGUGACGGUCGCGCUUUUUCUUUAUUUUUUAAAAAUAUUUUUCUCCACUUUAGCGAGGAAAUAAAAAUCGAGUUAAUUGACGUGUAUUUAAAAUUUAAAAAGAAAACUUAACUGAAUCUCCCUCGAUUAAUACUGUACUGUUUAAUGAGUCUUUGUGGAUUAGUUAACGUUCGUCACGUGACUAGGAAACAUGAACAGAACAAAAAUUAUGAGUGAAAAAAAUUAUUUGUGUACAAAAAUUAUUAUUCUUCUUCUUUCUAUUUUUUCCAUCAAUGCCAAAGAAGAUAGUAAACAUUGGCAUCGAGUAGCUGAAGAAGAACUUAAAGAUUCAUUGGCUUACAAAUGGAAUACAAAUAAUGCGAAAAAUGUGAUAAUAUUUAUUGGAGAUGGAAUGAGUGGAAAUACAAUAACAGCCAGCAGAAUUUAUAAGAAUGGCGAAACGGGUUAUCUCUCAUGGGAAAAAUUCCCCCAUGUUGGUCUGCUCAAGACGUAUAAUACAAAUAAACAAGUGCCUGAUUCUGCAUCAACAGCGACAGCACUUUUCAGUGGAGUGAAGACGAACUUUAAAGUUAUUGGCGUUGAUGUUAAUGUACCACUUGCCGAUUGUGAAGCAAGUUUGAAUAAGGAAUUCCAUCUCGAGUCGAUUAUCACUUGGGCUCAAGCGGUCGGUAAACGAACUGGUUUUGUUACCACUACUCGAGUAACUCACGCAACACCAGCUCCUUUAUAUGCACAUUGUCCGCAUAGAAAAUGGGAAUGUGAAGCAACGAAACCUCCAGGUGCGGAAAAAUGUCAGGACAUUGCAAGACAAUUGAUUGAAAAUGAACCUGGCAAAAAUAUAAAGGUGAUUAUGGGUGGAGGAAGGCAAAUGUUACGAUCCUUUGUGAAUGGAACAAUUAACGAUCCGAUAGAUAAAUGGGCAUGCUACAGUAAAGAUGGACGUGAUCUGAUUGAAAAAUGGAAGGAAGAUAAAAAGGCCAGAAAUGUCGCUUUCAAAUUUGUUGAAAAUAAUGAACAACUCUCGGAGGUUAAUUAUAAGGAGACGGAAUUUUUGAUGGGAAUUUUUGCAAAUGGUCAUAUUUCUAUGGACUGGCAGCGUGAUAAGGGCCCAAAGGGACAGCCAAGUUUGGAGGAAAUGACAACGGCUGCGAUAAAAGUUUUGGAGAACGGAGACGAUGGAUUUCUUCUCGUGGUGGAAGGAGGUCUCAUUGAUUUUGCCCAUCACAGAGGACACGCAGCUCAGGCUUUAUUAGAAACUGUUCGUCUCUCAGAAGCCAUUGAAGCAACUUUAAAAUUAAUCGAUAUUAGCGAAACUUUGGUGAUUGUUACCAGUGAUCAUACACAUUCUUUGUCAUUCAAUGGAUAUGGUGAUCGGGGAUCAUCUAUUCUUGGCAUAGCGCAAAAAUCGAAAUAUGACAACAAAAAUUAUACUACCUUAACAUAUAGCACUGGCGGUAUUAAUAAUAUGGGAUACACUAUCGAAAAUGGAAAAAUUUCUCGAAUUGAUCCAUCGCUUAAUGAUACGACCGAUUAUAAUUACAGUCAGCAAGCGGCGAUAAUUACUGAUGAAGCUUAUCAUGGAGGUGCUGAUGUUGCAGUCUAUGCAAAAGGACCUCACGCACAUCUUUUUCACUCGACACACGAGCAAAAUUUUGUCGCUCAUGUAAUUGGAUACGCAGCAAAAAUUGGACCUUACGCAAAUAAAGGUCCUGGUACAAAAAAUAAUUCCAUUCGAAACAUUGAAUUGGACAAUAAUUUAUUUUUAUUAUCAACUAUGAUAAUCAGCCUUAAAAUUAUUUUCUAUAUAUAAAUUAUUCUUAGAAAAUUCAACAGAUUAUUAAAUAUUUGUACAGAAUAAUAUAGAAAUUUUUGAUCAGCGCUGAGAAUAUGUAGGAACAAAUUUUUCAGUUCCUUGUAAUAAUUGUCUUUAAUUGUAUACA